Molecule: messenger RNA, 5720 nt
Organism: Teleopsis dalmanni
Lineage: Eukaryota; Metazoa; Arthropoda; Insecta; Diptera; Diopsidae
Exons: 6
Coding region: 22-5349 (1775 amino acids)
Source: RefSeq, a predicted model, not a curated record
UUUUCAUAUUUACUAUACAGCAUGUCGACCGGCUUGAUGUCCUGUGUGCGGGAAAACUCCCCACCUCUGGAGCAGGAUAUGAAUGCAUCAUCAGGUCCAUUGUCACUACCGGAAACGAGCACAGUCAACGUGAACAUGGCUGUUACCUCAACGCCUGUUGCAAACACAACCAUUAACAGCGAUGGCGGCAGUGGCACAGCAGGAACUGGCGCAGCUCCCAAUGCUGAUUUACAAAAACGGCGUCGUUUUCAUCCUUUACGAAAUUUGCGGCGUAUUUUUAGACGACGUACCAUCACUAAUCCAACAGAUACACCAACCAGCUUAUCAGUGCCACAACAGCCUACAAGUAGUACCAGUGAAAAGAAUUUACGUAGUGCUACACUUUCUUCGAUAUCUUCUGUUGUUUCGGCUUCAUCACCAUCGUCGCCAUUAACACACCAACAAAUACAGGAAUCAUAUUCAUCACAAUCAUUGCCUAAAUCAAAAUCGUACGGCAUUGCGAGUAGUAUAGGAGCAGCCGUAUUAGGUAGAGAUGCUGCAUCUAAAAAACAAAAGACAAAACAGCAACAACAACUUCAACAACAGCAGUUACAACAAUUAAGAGACCAAACGUCGGCUGGUACGACAAUAAUAAACGAUAACGAUAUGUACACAACAACAACUUCAAGUACAUCUUCCUAUCAUCAUAGUCAUCACACACAGAAUUAUGCAAAGCAUACAUAUGUGGGGCCAGGUAAUACUCCACAACGACAAUCUAUAGGCGUUGCAGUAUUGCCAACUGCAAUGAAUCGUAGUUUUUUCAGUGAGCGACAGAAACUACGUAGCGUUGGUGACUCAUCGCAGGACCUUGAUAGCAGUGGUAAUGGUAGUGGUAGUAACAUUGAUAGCAACAAUGCAGGACGUACAAAUGAUAAUAACAGUGGCGGAGAAAUGUCCGACAGUCAGAGAAGCUUGAGUGAAGGACGCUUAGUUGACAGUGAUUAUAAUACACAAGAUCAACUUUCACAAUCGCAUGAUAGCGUUUUUUCCGAAUCUGCGACUGCUAGCAGCCUCUCUUCAGUUCUUAAGGCUGAACUCGCAGAUGUUUUACGUAAACGUCGCAAUCGUCCAGAUGCUUCUGAUGAAGAUUUGGGUUUGCCACGCAGUCCUGCAUCACCACAAAGACGAGCAGAGCAACAACGGAAAUCAAGCGCCACUGUACAAUACACAACCACGCCCGCUAAUGUUAGCAACAAUAGUGAAUUAUGCUCGUUAAGUUUAUUGAGCAUGACUAGCACAGAUUGUGAUGAUUUUUCAAAUGCAACAUCGACCAAUAUUUCGAAUUCAUCAGUUCAGAGCAUAUAUCGCCACGGACGAACAGAUUUAUUACGACGCUCAACCAGUGAUAGCUUUGGCAUUACUAAUGAUGAAGUCGAUCUGUUUGACUCCAAUUGGCAAAGAUUAUCACAUGCAGCUGCAAAGCAUAAAAUGGCUGUUAGACCAACAAAAAAGAAGGGACCCAGUCGACAUCACAGACGUACUCUAGAGACUUCCAUACCUGAAGCCAUUGAGGAGACACCCAAAACAUACAACAAGCGUAACUUGGACUGUGUUGAUGAUGCCAAAGCUAAAACACGUUCUCUCCCACCUGGCGUAAAUACAAAAUUGUUAGACCAACACGCCGAAGAAACUAAAUACACUGCCAAUACCAUUUCAGCAAGCACAGCGAUUACUGCACAAUCGAGUGGCAGUUUAGUAAGAAACUCUAAAUCCGAGAAGAUACAAGAGGUCAACACUAGUGCUACAUCUACAACAAAUACUGCAACCAGUUCAACUAUGUUUGGCCUACGUGCACUUACUGCAAAAGCAAACUCACUUUUUGAUACCAAGGAAAUCGUUGCGCCAACGCACAACGAUAAUAUUGUAAAGAAACAAGAAACCGAACAUAUGGCAACCCUUGAAACUGCAGAAAGUGGUUUUCUUCGUCGUUUAAUGCAACGAAACUCGAAACGUUCAAUUUCAAAAAUGCAAUCAGCAGAUGAAGUUUUGGAUUCAAAUGAAAGUAUACCGAAGAAAUUGCAAAUUUCUAUAUCUAAUAUAGACACAACAGAAAGACUAAGUUCUGGGAAUGGUAGCGCUAUGAAGAAAUCUCGUAGUGCCACUAAUUACGUACAGAAUGUGGAAGAAACGCGUAAAGAAAUUAAACGAGAAAUUGUUUAUGAAGGUGCUAAUGGAUUAAAUGCUAUGAUGAAUUCGUUUCCACCAAAUCAAUUAACAUUAGGCAAUAGCACAGCAGCAAGGGAAACACCUAUUAAUCAAGCACAUAAACCAAAAUCUGGUCCUGCCGCUCGUCAAAGAUAUUUGCCACAAGACAUAGAAGGUGAAAAAACUCUAGAAAGAAAAACAGCGGAGACUAAAGCAGACAACCUGGCAGCAACAGCUGCUGCAACUACAAGUAAUCCUUUAUCUGUUCCAACCACUUCUGACACUUUUCAAUCUACAUCGAUUAUACGCGAAAUAAGAGCUUCACAAUUGAUUGGCAGCAAUGAGUCAUCCCCAAAAAAGUUGGAGCAUUAUGAAAAGAAACCUAAAAUUGUUGGUCUUAGUGCAUUUCAACAAAAAAUCUCGCGCUCCAAUGAUGCUGUUGCGCGUGCUUCCACGAAUUCGUUAGAAAGUGUAUCUGGUGGUGAAAUAAAUUAUCGGGACUUUGAACAGAAACAACGCAAACUUGUAGAAAAAUCGCGAAGUUUCCGUACCUAUAAUGAAAAUCGGGAGACAACAACAUCGUCAAAUAUGCCGAGCUUACCGGACUUAUCUUUGAACUUGAAUUUAUCUGUACCCACCUACAAUGAGUUUAUAAUGAAAGAAAAGGCUUACCAUGGCACGCCAUCUCCUCCAGAUAAGAGCGUAUCUCUGGGCUUUGAAAUAAAUGAUAAUAAUUUAAUCAAACCGAACACAAUACGUACAAAUUCUGCCCAUAAUGUGUCGCUCGGACAUACCAAAAGUGUUGUUGUGCCUUCAGCAGCCGGACUUCUCGCACCAAACGCUGGAUUGCCGCAAAUAUCACCCACAAAUAGUUGCAACAUGAACAUUAACGAAAUAGAACAAAAUAUUGAUAUGAUAGUGACAUCACCAUUCGUCAGCGUGCUGCGGAAAUCGGCUGUGUACAACGAUAACCCCUUAGAAUCGCUAAUAAACUCAGAGCAAGUUAUUGCUGCACAAUCUUACACUAAGGUUCCGUCACCGCAGAAGACACGUCCAAAGGUUUUGGAAUUAAAAGGUUGCACCGCAGACGUGGAAGAAAAAAUGACACCAACCACUGCAGCAGUGCCUUUGCGUGAAAAAAUCAUUAUUAGUAAUAAUGCUACUACUGUCACUAGUGAUAAAGCUACUACCAAAGAAAUAUUGGAGCGCAAGUCCGCACCAGUAACAACGGGCAACAAAACUCCAGUUAAUAUUAAGUCGAUUAAGCGCAAUAUGAGCUUAACAGAUACUGCUGCUGAUGAUAUUGGCACACACAUACCGGAAUUUAUGAAAAUUCAAUUAAAUCGAGUGGAUCCUGCGCGUAUGGCUAAAACAAAUAUUGUUUUAGCUAAAAACAUUAAAGAAACUUCUCCCAGUAAAGACAUAGUUUCAUCGAAAUCGUCAAGUAUGGAUGAUUUGAGCACAAGACGCGAUAGCAAUGAAAGUGUAGAAAUAAAUAAACGUACGUCUAAAACGCCAACAAGUGAUACAUCUACCGGAUUUACAGGUAUUACUGAGGCAGUUAAUCGUCAAGCUCACUCAAAUAUUUCUAAUAGUAAUCAGGGCUUUAUCGUCAAUUCAAAUAGUCCUCCUCACAGUAAUGACACUUUUACUAAGAUAGCGGUUACAGACAAGCAAAGCAAUACCAAUAAAAGCUGCAAUGAAGCCGUUAAGCAAAGUACGGCUAUUAGUCCAACUACAGUAACAACACCCACUGCAUUUAACCACACUAAUAUGACCAAACAACGUAAUAACGUUAUUAACAAUUCCACGUCAAAUGGGGCGAGUAACAAUGGCAGCUUAGAUUCUAAACGAUCUGCAAUAACAAAUUCUACUAAAGCAACAAGUGUUGACAACUCAAUCAAUCAAAAUAAUUUCAAAAUAUACUCCAAUGGCAAUAGUGACCUACCGCCAAAGAGUCCAGUUAAGAAAACGUAUACACCACAGAUUAGCAGUGCAGGUUUGCCUUCUGAAGAACAUCUAAUACCAAGUCUUACAACAGAAGAUGGUGCCAAUAGAGGUUACCAAACUUUAACUGAUAUGAGAAUUUCUCUGCAGCACCGGAAACGUCUCUUUCUACAAGAAGAACAGGCACAAACAGUACGAAAAAUCGAAGAAAUCCGUAAUGAACGUAAGAAAUCAAUUAACGAUGAAGUUGUGUUUCGUAAAUCAAUAACUAAAUCGGAAGAGCGACCUGAGAAUAUUGUUAGCAGUCCAACCAAAUCUGAACCGAAUCUGGAACAAACAGUGAUGUUGCGCAAAAAAUCAUUUGGUGCAACUAGUAAUAGUAGCAUACCAAUAAGCCAAUUUAAUAACAAUAGCAGCGGUAAUAGCAAAGAAGAUGGCACUCCCGAGCUUAUUAAAGUAUUUGCUCGACGUUCUCUUAAAGUUAAGGAUGAAGAUAUUAGCGCUUUAGCAGAAAAAAUAAUGCAAAAUAAUGGCAAUGCUGUUGCAUCUACCAAAAUUAUCAAUAACAACACCACAAAUGGCAAUAGUACACAGGUGAACAAUUUAAAUUCAAACGGUAAUACUUUGAAGAAACUACAACAACACUCUUCACAGCUUGUUACUCAACAACAGAACGUAGACAGCGAUAAAGAGAAUCAUUCUGCCAGCGAAGAAAAGCUGGACAAAUUAUCAAAACCUGAAGUAAAUGUGGAACGAGAAACCCUUACCAGCUCCAGUAAAACAGUGACAACCUCAAAUGCGCAUGCCAACAACAGCAAUCGCAAUUCUGUAGCCGAUUUUCGCAACGGCGGCCCUCUUAAUAAAAAUGGAUUGACCGUUCACAAUAACAACAAUAAUAACAAUGGAAAUACCACUACCAGCGCUGGACCAACAAACAAAAGUGCCCUGCCUGUAGCGCGUAGUUUUCGUGCCAUCUCUAGUAAUAUGAGCGUAACUAGCAUUGGUAACAAUAAUAAUAGUGUCAAUACCACCAGUAAAGGAACGCUUGAGCGAAAAUCUAUGAAUUACUUGAAACCUGCAGAAACCCAUAAUAUCAGUACAUCGACCAGUGUCGGUGGCAGUAAGGCGAUUGAGCGUUCAGCAACUGUUAGCGAAUUUAAAGGCAUACAUCAGCGCCGCGCUGAAUGGGAACAAAGAGCUAAAGAGGCUUUUAAAUGAAUCUUCUACAAUUCAAUAGGAUUUAAGGCAGGAGAGAGAAUGAGAUAGACAGACAACUUAAAACAAAAUUUGUGUGUGAUAAAGUAUUGUGCAGGUGCGCACCUUCAACUAAACUUUGCAGUCAAUAGGAAUGCGCGGUUAAUAGGAUCGAAGAGUAGAGGAAAGUGGCUGGAGAAUAUCUGAUAUUGAAGAGUAAAAACAUUGUAAUUACAAUUUUGAACUAAAAAAUCUAUUUUAACUCGGACCACAGAAAAAAAAUUUAAUUCUAAUUUAAGUUUUGCUUUUAUGAAAAUUACUUGUGUACCAUUCUAACUAGUAUAAAAUUUAAAAAAUAAUUAUUAAUAUCACUAAUUUAGCAUAAAUUUAUUAAC